UCCUGGAUUCUAUAUAUUUUCUCUUGCUUCAUCUUAAAGUAUAAAGUAUUUUGAUUGUUUUCUAUUCACUGAGUAAUUUCAACAGUAAAUGACAAUUGUGAAAUUCAGAUAAAAAAAAAUAAAUCCUUUCUAAGUCUGCAGUCAUUCCCUCAAGAUUUCUGGUUCAAGGCUGACAUCUCUGAUGCCAACUGACAUGACAAGGUGAUCUCGUGGAAUUCUGAGUGGUAAAGCUAUUGACAUGAAAUGCUUGCAGGGAACUUAGUUCGGUUACAUAGUAUUUUCAUUUCCACCCAUAAAUCCCCUUGCCCAGAGUCUGCACACAACGAUGAGCUGGAAUUUAGGUUUAAACCGGUACCUCUGAGUAAUCACCCAGCUUCCAUCACACAUUAACACUGAAGUUGGGAAACGAGUAACAUUUCAUCGUGUGUUUUAAAUUUAAAACGAAGAGAAACUUUAGGUGGCCAAAGGAAACAGCAGACUUUUGCAGUUGGUUUUUUCCCCUCCUGACUUGUGUUGAAAGGCUUUUGUUUCUAAUCAAAGCAACAAACGCUAAGGUCAUUUCCUUGAGAUUAUAUGGCAGCGGAAGGCGUCGGGGGUUUUAGGUCCCACUUGCAGCAGCCCGUAGUUGGAGAACACACACACCCCACGGUGCGUAAUACAUGUGUCCUUUGUCCCACGCGUUCUCUCCAGUCCCUUUAAAUGAGCUGCGAGCAUGGUUCAGAGAUGACAGAAGGCAGGCACUGCCAGGUGCACCUCCUGGAUGACAGGAGACUGGAGCUGCUGGUUCAGCCCAAACUUUUAUCAAGGGAAUUGCUGGACCUUGUGGCUUCGCAUUUCAACCUGAAAGAAAAGGAGUACUUUGGAAUAACAUUUAUAGAUGACACUGGUCAGCAGAACUGGCUGCAGUUAGAUCACCGGGUUCUUGACCACGAUUUGCCCAAGAAGCCAGGCCCAGCAGUUUUGCACUUUGCUGUCAGGUUCUACAUUGAGAGUAUAUCAUUUCUAAAGGAGAAAACCACCGUGGAGCUGUUUUUCCUGAAUGCAAAGUCCUGUGUGCACAAGGGUCAAAUUGAAGUGGACAGCGAGACCAUCUUCAAGUUAGCAGCCCUUGUUUUGCAGGAAGCCAAGGGAGAUUAUACCAGUGAUGAAAAUGCCAGGAAAGAUUUAAAGACACUGCCAGCCUUCCCAACAAAAACUCUCCAGGAGCACCCUUCCCUGGCAUACUGUGAGGACAGAGUGAUCGAGCAUUAUCUGAAAAUCAAAGGUCUGACUCGAGGACAGGCUGUGGUGCAGUAUAUGAAAAUAGUAGAGGCUCUGCCAACUUACGGAGUCCAUUACUACGCAGUAAAGGAUAAACAAGGACUUCCUUGGUGGCUUGGAAUCAGUUAUAAAGGAAUUGGCCAGUAUGACUUGCAAGAUAAGGUGAAGCCUCGGAAGUUAUUCCAAUGGAAGCAGCUGGAGAAUUUAUAUUUUCGUGAGAAAAAAUUUGCUGUUGAGGUUCAUGAUCCACGAAGGAUUUCAGUGUCUAGAAGAACCUUUGGGCAAAGUGGACUCUUUGUGCAAACCUGGUAUGCAAACUCUUCUCUCAUCAAGUCCAUCUGGGUAAUGGCCAUUAGCCAACACCAGUUUUACCUGGACCGAAAGCAGAGCAAAGCAAAAAUUCCUUCUGCCAGAAGUUUAGACGAUAUUGCAAUGGACCUAACAGAGACAGGAGUGCAGAGGGUGUCUAAACUGGUGACGCUGGAGGCCAAAAGUCAGUUCAUUAUGGCCAGCAACGGCAGCUUAAUAUCCUCAGGUUCUCAAGACUCAGAAGUCAGUGAAGAGCAGAAGCGGGAGAAAAUCCUGGAGCUCAAGAAGAAGGAGAAAGUGUUACAAGAAAAACUCUUAAAAAAAGUUGAGGAGCUGAAGAAGAUCUGUUUGCGUGAGGCUGAGCUCACAGGCAAAAUGCCAAAGGAAUAUCCGCUGAAUGUCGGCGAGAAGCCGCCUCAGGUCAGGAGGCGCGUGGGGACCGCGUUCAAGUUAGAUGACAACUUGUUGCCAAGUGAAGAGGAUCCAGCUUUACAAGAACUGGAGAGCAAUUUUCUAAUACAGCAAAAACUGGUUGAAGCUGCAAAGAAACUUGCCAAUGAGCCAGACCUUUGCAAAACUGUGAAGAAGAAACGAAAGCAAGAUUACAUAGAUGCGGUGAGAAAGCUCCAGGACAUUGAAAAUGCAAUAAAUGAAUACCGAAUUCGAUGUGGAAAGAAACCCAGCCAGAAAGCAACAGAAGACAUCAUCCCAUCAGAGAGCAGCUCCUUGUCUGACACCACCUAUGAUGAUCCCAAUGAUGCCUUCAGUCCUGCUGGGCAGCGACCUAGUUCAGUACCCCAUUCUCCAAGAAUUCUUCCCCCCAAGUCUCUGGGUAUUGAGCGAAUUCAUUUCAGAAAGUCGUCCAUCAGUGAACAGCUUGGGGACACCAGGCAGUCCAGAGAAAUGCUGUCAACGCAUAGCAGCCCUUACAAAACCCUGGAGAGGCGGCCCCAGGGUGGACGGAGCAUGCCCACCACGCCGGUCCUCACCCGCAACGCCUACAGCAGUAGCCACUUGGAACCUGAAUCUGCAUCUCAGCACUGCCGCCAGCGGAGUGGGAGCCUCGAGUCCCAGUCCCACCUGCUCUCCGAGAUGGACGAGAAGCCAUUUUUCUCCCUCUCCAAAUCCCAAAGAAGCAGCAGCACCGAGAUCCUGGAUGAUGGGUCUUCCUACACCAGCCAGUCCAGCACCGAGUAUUACUGUGUGACUCCCGCUGCCUCUGCUGGACCCUAUUACACCACCCAGACUCUGGACACACGUGCCAGGGGCCGGAGGAGGUCUAGAAAACAGAAUGUUGCUACUUCCAAUUCAGGAAGCAUGCCCAACCUGGCACAGAAAGAUAGUGUGAGGAACGGGGUCUACUCAAAGGGUCAGGAGCCACCCUCUUGUAGUUACUAUAUCUCUGGUUAUGCGCCAUAUGCAGAGUGUGACCUUUAUUAUGGUGGUGGCUAUGUCUACGAGAAUGACACUGAGGGACAGUAUAGUGUCAAUCCUUCCUACAGAUCCUCAGCCCACUAUGGAUAUGACCGCCCAAGGGACUAUAGCAGAUCCUUCCAUGAAGACGAGGUGGACCGCGUGCCCCACAACCCGUAUGCAACUCUGCGGCUGCCCAGGAAGGCUGCUGUGAAAUCUGAGCACAUCACCAAAAACAUCCACAAGGCCUUAGUUGCGGAGCACCUCCGUGGCUGGUACCAGCGGGCCUCUGGGCAGAAGGAUCAGGGGCACAGCCCACAGACUAGCUUUGACUCUGACAGAGGAUCCCAGAGAUGCCUGGGGUUUGCCGGGUUGCAGGUGGCCUGUUCGCCAAGCAGCCGAGCGUCUUCCUACUCUUCAGUGUCGUCGACAAAUGCUUCUGGGAACUGGAGGACCCAAGUAACGGUAGGACUACCUGACUACGAGACUCCUGCACAUUCUCCGUACGCCAGCUGCUACGGCAACAUCUAUAAUGCUUUGCCCUCUCCGAGCAGGCAAAUGUCCCGGACAAUGAUUGUCUCUCCAGAAAUGAAAUCAGUUUUAAAUUCUCUUUUGCUAAGCGUAGCCAGCUGUAGCCAUACACAGAGACCGGGCACCUGGACAGCAGUGCAGAUGGAAGCCAGUUGGAGGACGAGCUGGAGAGUGGCGAGCAGAGGCUCUUUUGGCAUGAAGAUUCAAAGCCUGGAACAUUAGUUUGACGUGCAGUUGGACCUCCAGACCCAGCACUGCGUUCUUACACUGGUGUGCCUUGCAAAACUGUCCUCGUCUUCCCAGGAGGCUAUUGGCUUUAGGAAUCUAAAGACAUCUGCAGUUGCAGAGAUGACUCGCAUUGCCCUAGAAAGGAACUGCACACUAAGCCCCAAGAGCCCCUGAAUGAGGACGUGCCUUUCAAACUUCAGGCACUAACCUGACACCAAGGUCUGACCCUACAAGGAAUCCCUGCCAAGAAAGGACUCAGUUUGAAGUCCUUAUCUGUAGCAAGCACUUUUGAAAGGAAUGGAAAUUGUCAAAAGCAACCCUCCAAACUGUGAAAAUGCAUCCAGGGAGGGUUUUCCAUUGGAAAGAAGGACAGGAGAUUUCAGAGCACAAUUCAGAAUGAUGACAGAAGGGUAACCAGAAGCUCCUAAGCUCACCAACACCAAACUUGAAUUUGUGAGCUGAUGAAAAAGGGCAUGCUAUUUCUACAAAGACUUGGACAAUUUAGACAGUAUUGGAAAAUUACUUGAAGAGAAGUCAGAUUUUCAUGAAUUUUUGAAUGAGUGUAAAUGUUUUUAGGAUAUUAUGAAGAGUGAUGUUUUUUAUAAGCACCAUAAUAUGGGUUCUAGACAGACUUCUUGCUGUAGCAUCCCAUAAUAUAACUUUAUGGUAGCAGAUUGGUGAAAAUGAGGCAGCCGAUUGAAUAAGUGACCAACUCUGCUUGGACUCUUCCAAGGUAUCUUAUCCCUGAGCUCCUGCUUUCUUUCUCCACCACUUGUGUCAUGAGCUGCUACUCAGACUGGUCACUCUCUACCUUGGUUUCAUUUGAAAUGGUAGAGUUUGGUGGGAAAAGUUGUCAUAAUCUUGAGUUUCGAAAAGUAUCUUAAGGUGGUACAAAACGGGGCCCAAACAAUAACAACAAAACAAAGCCACAUCAUUGUAGAUGAAUUGUGUGCCUUAAAAUGGUGAACAUUAAAAAUUAAACAUAAUUUUUUGGAUUCCACAAGUAGUUGUGAGUCACCAAGUGACAAAAACAAAAUUAGCAUUUAAAAAAAAAGAUUCCAAGCUGCAGUGGAUUGAAUUAUGAGGCUAACACUACCUCAUAUUUUCCUUGGAAGAAUUAAUGAGCUGUGGUAUAUUGUGUGGUUUUGUUUUCCUGUCUGUUUUUUUAGAACAAAUGAUUUCAUUCUUCCAGAUUGUUCUUUGUUGUCUUCCUUGCUUCAGAAUUCCAUGAAAGGUGCUCCUUGUCCCAUCCCCUUUUAUACGAGUUUCUUGUUCAUAUUGUGAAUAGAGAAGUUUCUGAACAACUUUUUUGAACACCAUUUUCUAUCUGUAUUCCAAAGCAUGUAAUAUAUACAUGAAAGUGAUUUGUCAAACUGGUCCCUACUCAUUUGUAUCAUUAGAAAUGAAAUUUGGGGGAAAUUUUUGGAAAAAGAAAGCCUCAAGCAAAAAAUGAUAACUUAUUCCUUUUUGCAUAUUUGUAUAGCCUUCUAGAAACAGAAAUACCCUUUUGCAUAUUCUUUUACUGUUCUGACUUUUUCAGACCUAUUAUUUUUUUAUGUAGGUCAAUAAACUAAAGGUGUGCUACUGAGAA
Messenger RNA from Cavia porcellus (domestic guinea pig), 5332 nucleotides. It is a transcript of the gene Frmd4b, whose product is annotated as FERM domain containing 4B. Bases 700 to 3735 code for a protein of 1011 amino acids. Gene Ontology annotation, cellular component: adherens junction; cytoskeleton; bicellular tight junction. Gene Ontology annotation, biological process: establishment of epithelial cell polarity. The record is from RefSeq and is a predicted model, not a curated record. The transcript has 24 exons. Lineage: Eukaryota; Metazoa; Chordata; Mammalia; Rodentia; Caviidae.